Molecule: messenger RNA, 2884 nt
Organism: Cynoglossus semilaevis (tongue sole)
Lineage: Eukaryota; Metazoa; Chordata; Actinopteri; Pleuronectiformes; Cynoglossidae
Product: macrosialin
Exons: 6
Coding region: 110-1069 (319 amino acids)
Biological process (GO): establishment of protein localization to organelle
Cellular component (GO): late endosome membrane; plasma membrane; lysosomal membrane
Source: RefSeq, a predicted model, not a curated record
AGUUAAGCGCGUGAACGUAGAUCUCUUCUUCACAAAGAAGGUGAAAGCAGGAGACAUUAACGACAGUUAGUCUGUCAGCGAAGAAGUCGUUUAGCACCUGUCAGCCACCAUGAAGAAGUCCGUUGUGUUCCUGUUUCUGGUUUGUUGCGCAUUUUCAGCACUGUCCCUGGCUGAAGAUAAAAACGAUAUCAAGCCUCCUGCAACUGUGUCCCCUCCAAAGCAGUUCACCUCAGCAGAUCCAAAAACCACCACCACCACAAAGCCUACCACCACUACAACCACCACAAAACCUACCACCACCACCACCACCACAAAACCUACCACCACCACAAAGCCUACCACCACUACAGCCACCACAAAGCCCACCACCACCACAACCGCCACCACAAAGCCUACCACCACCACCACGGCUACUACAACCACCAUGACGACAACAAGUUCAACCCCUGCUCCUCAACCUACUCCCCCAACCAACUUGACUAUAGGAAUUUACAACGCGACAGACAAGGAUGGGAUUUGUGUGAAAGCUCAAAUGGCAGUCCAGAUCCGAGUUGCGAGAGCAGAGCUCAACGGGACUUUUAUCGUCCAGCCAGGCGCCACCACUGGCAGUGGACAUUGUGGAGACAAGGAGGCCAACCUCACACUUUCCUUCAAAGAGGGUUUCAUUACGUUUUUGUUCAACAAGAGUGCUGCUGAUAACACCGCCUAUGUCUAUUACCUGUCCUUCAAAAUCAACUAUGCCUUCGUCAAAGGGCAGAUGAACACCUACGAAGCCACCAACAAAACAAUGCAUCUUUUCCCUGCAAAGGUUGGACACUGCUACUCCUGCAAGGAUGAUUCGGUCUUUAUGGGAAACGGACUGUACCUGGACAUCAGCAGUAACCGCAUGCAGGGUUUCGGCCUGCCCGAGAGCAAAGACUUUGGAACUCCUGACCAUUGUGCAGCUGACCAGCCAGACUACCGCGUGGCCAUUGGCGUAGGAAUCGCUCUGCUGGUGCUCAUCAUCAUUGUGGUAGUGGCCUAUCUGUUGACCCGCAAAAGAAGGACCGAUGGCUACCAGUCUUUGUGAGGUGUGGACAAUCAGAGCUGUGGGAGGUCAUCCAGAGGUGACCGCUAUAGUUGACCAGAAAGGCUGUGAUGCUAGAAAAAAAACUCCUGAGCUAACAGCUAAGAAACUUAAACUGUUCUUGGUUAAUUGACUGCGGUGAAGUUUAUCUUACUUUCCCCUAAAUUUGAAAUUGAAGUUUUAUCUAGCCUUUUACUUAAAAUGUAAGUUUUAAAUAAGAUAUUUGAGUUCAGUCUGUCAGUUCCUCUUGCUUAACGGGAAAUUUGAUCCUUUUUAUUAUGUCAGAUAACAUACCGUGUGAUGAAUCUGUUUGCAAAUGUUUGUCGUCUAUAAAAGGGGUCAUAAAAGUUGCGAUAACAAUCUAGCACAUGUACAGGAAGGGAAAAGAAACUAAAGGAAAGUACUUUUUUUUUUUUUUUUAAACCUCUAUCUCUAAAAUUAAUUUUUCCAUCUUAACAUUUAAACAGUAAAUUUCACAUCGGACACCUUUAAGGGUAAAACCCUUAGCCUACAUAGCAGGAGAGCUCCGAUUGGCUGACACAACCAAGGCUGUGGACUUUGACCUGAUAAGGCAGCACUGCACAACUGACAUGGCAAAGGCAUUGGGUGGGAGGGGGCUUUGGAGAGGGAGAGACAAAAUUAGACCUAAGAGGAAAAUGUAAAUCUAUAAUUUGAGAAAACAAGGUUUGAGUCAAUUACUUUUUUACAAGACAGAAUUAUAGUUGUUGAUGCCCAUUUUUAUUUUUUUUUCACCAUACUAGCUGCAUCAUCUUGUUUUUCCAACGACGACAAACCACUGACUCAGCAUUCUAAAUGAAAAACGUAUUAAUGAGAAAUCAAUGCAGACUUUCGUCCUGACAGCCUACAUGUCAAAAAUAUCUCAGUCAAAAUUGUUUUAAGGAUAUGCUUAUCUUUCGCCCCCUGGUGGCUAGUUAUGCAAUAAAUUAGCAUCACGGAUAAAUUAGUGUCAGUCGUGACUCUAUGGUAUAUUACAGCUGAGCUGCAGUGAAUAUAGUUUAACAACAAAUAAUAUGUCAGCCUUUUUUUUUUCUUUUUUUUUUCAUAAUUUGUCCGUAAAAUGAAGAAAAUCGAAUGUGUAAUGCUGCGUUCCCCCAAACUGGCAGGCAUUUUGUUUACUGGCGUAGAGUUGCGAAGAAAUCCCAAAAUAUUUGUCACUUGUUCAAUCAAAGUAGGGUGAUUAAUCAACCGUUCAUACACACCUUACAGUAGGGUUACGAAGUCAACACGAUGUGAUACGUCGUUUGUAAGUCAUCUGUUUUUGAAAUGAUAAAACAUUGGUCUACCUUUAUCUAGGGGUGUAAUAAGGGACCUUACAAGAACAUCUAGCUUUUUUUGGUUCUCUUACUGUCUUUGUUAUAAUGGGUGAAAAAGGGGGAAACUUAUGUUUGUUGUUAAGGGACAUACUUCUGCCUUGUCUACAAUAAUUGCACUGAUUGCUUUUCACGUUUGUUGCUUUUUGUUCUGCAAUACUUCAAAGUAUGUAGUUAUCGUGUGUUCGUGCGGUCAGUUGAAGUUAGUAGAUAGGAUAGCAAGGAUGGGUCUCGCUAAGUCGACUGUCCGCCCUUGAGCAUCUUGUGUUAGGAAAGAGGAUUUGACCUAGUCAUUGCCUACAAGGACGAGCUAAGAGAACAUUCCGGUGUUGUACAUUAAUGGCUAACCAGUGGGUAUAAGAAAAUCAUUGGGAUGGUCACUGGAAACAUUCUCAAGGUGCGGUCCAGUGACUUUGGGACUUGGAGGAGCAUUCACACCGUGUCUCCAUUGAGGGCUGCAAAUAAACACAGCUCCAGUUUUGGUCCA